Pongo pygmaeus (Bornean orangutan) is the source of this 1784-nucleotide messenger RNA. It is a transcript of the gene THPO, whose product is annotated as thrombopoietin. The transcript has 6 exons. The coding region runs from base 1 to 1563 and encodes 520 amino acids. Gene Ontology annotation, molecular function: hormone activity; cytokine activity. Gene Ontology annotation, biological process: positive regulation of ERK1 and ERK2 cascade; cell population proliferation; positive regulation of hematopoietic stem cell proliferation. Lineage: Eukaryota; Metazoa; Chordata; Mammalia; Primates; Hominidae. The record is from RefSeq and is a predicted model, not a curated record. Gene Ontology annotation, cellular component: extracellular region.
AUGUCCUGCCAGAUUCCUCCUGGAAAAAAAUUUCUGCUCCUGUCCCCCUCCAGGUCCCAGGUUGCCCAUGUCCAGGAAACGAUGGAUUCCCCCAUCCAAAUCUUCUCCGUGGUGUGUGUGGGUGGAGGAGUGGACCCUGGUCCAGGCAGGGGCUCCAGGGAAGAGAAGGCGUCACUUCCGGGGGCCUUCACCAGUGUCUGGUGGCUCCCUUCUCUGAUUGGGCAGAAGUGGCCCAGGCAGGCGUAUGACCUGCUGCUGUGGAGGGGCUGUGCCCCACCGCCACAUGUCUUCCUACCCAACUGCUCCCCAGAGGGCUGCCUGCUGUGCACUUGGGUCCUGGAGCCCUUCUCCACCCGGAUAGAUUCCUCAUCCUUGGCCUGCCUUUGCCCCACCCUACUCUGCCCAGAAGUGCAAGAGCCCAAGCCGCCUCCAUGGCCCCAGGAAGGAUUCAGGGGAGAGGCCCCAAACAGGGAGCCACGCCAGCCAGACACCCCGGCCAGAAUGGAGCUGACUGAAUUGCUCCUCGUGGUAAUGCUUCUCCUAACUGCAAGGCUAACGCUGUCCAGCCCGGCUCCUCCUGCUUGUGACCUCCGAGUCCUCAGUAAACUGCUUCGUGACUCCCAUGUCCUUCACAGCAGACUGAGCCAGUGCCCAGAGGUUCACCCUUUGCCUGCACCUGUCCUGCUGCCUGCUGUGGACUUUAGCUUGGGAGAAUGGAAAACCCAGAUGGAGGAAACCAAGGCACAGGACAUUCUGGGAGCAGUGACCCUUCUGCUGGAGGCAGUGAUGGCAGCACGGGGACAACUGGGACCCACUUGCCUCUCAUCCCUCCUGGGGCAGCUUUCUGGACAGGUCCGUCUCCUCCUUGGGGCCCUGCAGAGCCUCCUUGGAACCCAGCUUCCUCCACAGGGCAGGACCACAGCUCACAAGGAUCCCAAUGCCAUCUUCCUGAGCUUCCAACACCUGCUCCGAGGAAAGGUGCGUUUCCUGAUGCUUGUAGGAGGGUCCACCCUCUGCGUCAGGCGGGCCCCACCCACCACAGCUGUCCCCAGCAGAACCUCUCUAGUCCUCACACUGAACCAGCUCCCAAACAGGACUUCUGGAUUGUUGGAGACAAACUUCACUGCCUCAGCCAGAACUACUGGCUCUGGGCUUCUGAAGCGGCAGCAGGGAUUCAGAGCCAAGAUUCCUGGUCUGCUGAACCAAACCUCCAGGUCCCUGGACCAAAUCCCUGGAUACCUGAACAGGAUACACGAACUCUUGAAUGGAACUCGUGGACUCUUUCCUGGACCCUCACGCAGGACCCUAGGAGCCUCGGACAUUUCCCCAGGAACAUCAGACACAGGCUCCCUGCCACCCAACCUCCAGCCUGGAUAUUCUUCUUCCCCAACCCAUCCCCCUACUGGACAGUAUACACUCUUCCCUCUUCCACCCACCUUGCUCACCCCUGUGGUCCAGCUCCACCCCCUGCUUCAUGACCCUUCUGCUCCAACGGCCACCCCUACCAGCCCUCUUCUAAACACAUCCUACACCCACUCCCAGAAUCUGUCUCAGGAAGGGUAAGGUUCUCAGACACUGCCGACAUCAGCAUUGUCUCAUGUACAGCUCUCUUCCCUGCAGGGAGUCCCUGGGAGACAACUGGACAAGAUUUCCUACUUUCUCCUGAAACCCAAAGCCCUGGUAAAAGGGAUACACAGGACUGAAAAGGGAAUCAUUUUUCACUGUACAUUAUAAACCUUCAGAAGCUAUUUUUUUAAGCUAUCAGCAAUACUCAUCAGAGCAGC